CGACCGUCCGUUACUUUCACUGUAACAUGUGGGAGGAACUACUUCCGGUUCUACAGUGGCGUGAAGAGAUCGUGGCACAAAGGGAACAGACUAUGCCUUUCCUGCACGGCUUCAGGAGGAUCGUGUAUGAGUACCAGCCGCUGGUGGAUGCUGUGAUGUGUGUUUUGGGAAUAGAAGGAGAAAACCAGCGUAGGCGAGAUGAUGAAGAAAGCGUCUCUGGGGCUCUUGUGGAGCUUCUGGAUAGGGAGUCUCAGUCUCCCGUCUUCAUGGAGGGAAUCAGUUACUCUCUGUUUCGAGUGGCUGAUAUUGGGUUGGUCAGCGCAGCACAGGUGCUUCUGCGUUACGGAGCUGAUCUCAACUUUGAAGACCCUGUAUUGUACUACAACCCCUUACACAUUGCAGUGCUGAGAAACAAGCCAGACAUGGUGCAGAUGUUGAUAUCUCACGGAGCUGAAAUCGAAAAGAGGGACAGGAUUCGUGAAAGCAGCCCUCUUGAUUUGGCCGGUGAGGAGGUGGAUAAGUUGCCGUGUCUGCGUGUGCUUCUGGAUUUGGGUGCUGAUGUGAAUGCAAAAGACAAGAAUGGAAAAACGGCACUGCUUCAUGCUCUGGCCAGCAGUGAUGGACUCACAGUCAAUAAUUUGGACAAUAUACAGCUGCUUCUAGAAAGAGGUGCUUCACUGUGAAUUUAAAACAUCAGCUCGGACAUUACUAGACAACAACUGUAUUCAGAAAUUUCAUCAAUACAUAUAUAUAUAUAUAUAUAUAUAUACAGCAGCGUGGAGAAUGCGAAGGAGAUCGGGCACUUCUGUACCCACGUAGCACAUCUUCUGAUCAGCCACGGCGCCGAUCCCAGCUGCUGCUUGAACGCUACCGACGGGGAAGUGUGGGAACAUUCGCUAACCUACACCAGUCUGGAGAACUUCAACUUGCUGUUUCCCCUGACAGCCCUUUUACUCCAGCAUGGUGCUUCCUUCGUCUGCUCUCACCACAGCGCCUCCUACUGGACAGGUCAACAGUUGAUAUUCACACGUCUCGCAGAAGCUCUCCGGGAAGCUUUAGAUGCUGCUGAGACGGCUGAUGUUUUAGCCAAAGCUGAAGUGCUGUUGGAUCUGGCCAGAAUCUGCUGUCCGGUCAUUCCUCCUCUCUUCCCCCACUCAAAACUGCCCGUGCUGGAUCAGAUCUCUACCCCUCAUCCCCUGCUGGAGCUCUACAGCAGACUAGAGGAGCAAGAAAGGCAGCCGCUGCCACUGAGAUGCCUUUGCAGGAGACUCAUCCGCCUCUGUCUGCGGCCCUGGCCUUUCGAGGAGAAGGUGAAAGCCCUGCCACUGCCAGACAGACUGAAGGACUCGCUGCUCCCAGAGAACAGCUGGACAGACAGAGCCGGCUGGGAACGAUUCAAACCUCGACGUUCUCCACGCUGAGACACGAUUUAUGUGUGUGCUUGUAAAUAUAGAGCCCUUAAUGAUCAGUGCAUUCAUUAAA
Sinocyclocheilus rhinocerous is the source of this 1482-nucleotide messenger RNA. RefSeq names its product ankyrin repeat and SOCS box protein 6-like. Lineage: Eukaryota; Metazoa; Chordata; Actinopteri; Cypriniformes; Cyprinidae. The transcript has 7 exons. The record is from RefSeq and is a predicted model, not a curated record. Gene Ontology annotation, molecular function: protein binding.